AUGGGAAAUACCAUCUCUUACACAGCCACAGGUUGUGAAGUGGACCUCCCCAACCGGGGACGUAUAAAGGGUCUGCAGUUCGAUAACAAGUCACGUAGAUUUGCAGGCGUUCCUUAUGCGCAACCUCCCACUGGAGACCUUCGAUGGCGGAAGCCCCAGCCUCUUCCUGACACCUACAAGUACAUGUCCGCCGGAGCUACCCCAUACGAUGCUACAGAAUUUGGGCCCGUUUGCCCCCAGCCAAAUUACUCGAAGGUAGUGAGCGAGCAUACUCCCAAGCAUGUCUAUGAUGAGGACUGCCUUCGGUUGAAUAUUUGGACUCCUGUUCCUGAUCUCCAAAAUCCAAAGAGAAAAUGGCCUGUCAUGAUCUGGUUCCACGGUGGAUGGUUCCAGGUCGGGGAUCCCAGCCAGGAAGCCAGCAUGGACCCAACGGAGUUGAUCUCAACUGGUGAGCUCCAGGCUGUUUUUGUUGCAGUGGGAUACCGGCUCAACGUCUUUGGGUUUUUGGCCUGUCAUUCUCUCCUCGAAGAGUCCGAGGGUACAUCAACAGGCAAUUACGGACUUUGGGAUCAGCGCCUCGCGCUUGAUUGGGUUCAUAAGCACAUAGAGGCCUUCGGAGGAGACUCGACCAAUAUUCACUUGGCCGGGCGUAGCGCAGGUGCCUACUCGGUUCUCGCUCAGGCCCUGUACGAUUUUCGCUCUGCUGGGAGUGAUCAUUUUCGAUCGAUGGUCAUGUACUCUAAUGCGAUUCCAACACAACCAAAAACGCCCCAGGAAUGUGAAGCCCAAUUUGAAGAGAUAUGCACAUACUUUGACGCGCCAUCCUCAUUAAGCGGAGUCGAAAAGCUUCAAUUCCUGCGCGGCAUAAGUGCCAGAGACCUUUGUGCCGGAAUUAUGAACCUCGGAAACCACACUUUCCGUCCAGUCACAGACGACAUGUUUAUUAAACCAGGAAUAUUUGAUUACUACCGAGAUGGCUUAUUUGCACGAGAGUUCAAGCGACGCGACCUGCGCAUCUUCAUUGGCGAGGUUCUCAACGAGGAGACCUUAUACGCGGCCACAAAUUGCCCAGACGCGAAUUGGGAAUCCCUCCAGCAGCAAGUCGCAAAUUACUACCCCUUUCCGACAACGCAACGCCUGCUUCAACAUUAUCAACUCCCAGAGUCAGACAACAAGCAAGACUGGGCUGAUCUGUUCGGAAAGAUUGUCUCCGAUGGUCAAGUUAGAGCUCCAUCGCGACACCUUGUCAAGACCCUCGCGGACAAUGGCGUCGAUAUGGGAAAUAUAUGGCGCUACAUGAUUGCGUACCGACUAUCGUUCAUAACGGAGCAGAUUGCCCCCGCUUCGUUUGGGGUGACCCACGCUAUGGACCGGCCUAUUUGGAACUACUCACUUACACACGGCCCGACUACUGAGGAGCGGGAACUGAUGUCAGCAUGGAUACACGAUCUCUGUGCCUUUAUCCACGGUAUAGAUGGCUACUCUUAUGGUACUUCUUCUCCGGAACAAUAUAAGGUCAUGACCGGGGAAGGGAAAAUUGCUAUUCAGAAUGAUCCGAAAUGGGCUGAGCUGAUAGGGGUAAUGGACCUAUUUUCGGGGGAAUAG
Molecule: messenger RNA, 1605 nt
Organism: Penicillium salamii
Lineage: Eukaryota; Fungi; Ascomycota; Eurotiomycetes; Eurotiales; Aspergillaceae
Source: the annotation of a GenBank genome assembly